UCAAGAACAUGCUGUACGAUGCCCAGAGAGCAGCCCCAGAAGCAGAUAUAUCGGGGGAGGCUCAGGUGGAUCGUCACUUUGUCCAGUUUGAAGAGAAGUACUUUCAAUUCUGUGAGAAGGAGCUCUCUAAAAUCAAUACUUUUUUCUCAGAAAAAGCAGCUGAGGCAUCGCGCAACUUUGCCCAACUAUGCGACGAGCUCCGCCAGGUGGACAGCAAACCCAGUGCCAAGGAUCUCCGACGGGCCUCCCUCCGACGGCGGAGCUCCUUCUUCAUCCCUGAGCAACUGGACAGUGAAACCAGGGUCAUCAAGUCCCAUAAGCGUAAGAUAACAGAUCUGAAGCUGGCUUUCACAGAGUUCUACCUUAGCCUCAUACUCCUACAGAACUACCAGGAACUCAACUUCACAGGUUUCCGUAAGAUCCUCAAGAAACAUGACAAGAUGCUCAAAAACAAGAGUGGUGAGAACUUCCACCUCAACAGAGUACAACACUCACCAUUCCACACUGCCAAACAAAUCAAUAAUAUCAUCUAUGAAACAGAGACGUUAUACAUCAAUGAACUUGAGGCAGGUAACAGACAGAAGGCUAUGAGCAAAUUAAGGGUGCCACCACUCGGAGCAAAGAAUAUAAAUUGGACCACUUUCAGAGUUGGUUUGUUCCUGGGUAUCUUCACUGUUCUGUGCUUUGUUGCUGCUGUUGCAGGCCUCCUCAUUGAGAGCAAAGUCGACAACAUGCCGGCGGUCAGGAUGUACCGUGGAAUGUUCCUCAUUAUCCUCAUGAUCUUCCUUCUCGGUAUCAACACUUACGGCUGGAGGAAGGUCGGGGUCAACCAUGUGCUCAUCUUCGAGUUGGACCCUCGGAAUAAUCUCUCUCAUGAGCAGCUCUUAGAGGUUGCUCUUCUAUUCCUGGUGUUUUGGAUCAUCAGUAUCUUAGCAUUCAUCUGCUGCGGCAUGACCAGCAUCCCUCCAUACAUCAACCCACUCAUCCUGGCAGGUUCCAUGCUACUAUUUCUUAUCAACCCCACCAGGACGCUCAACUACAGGGCACGGUUUUGGCUCCUUAGAAUUCUAGGUCAUAUAGCAAUAGCUCCAUUCCAUGCUGUAGGCUUUGCAGACUUCUGGCUAGCCGAUCAGCUUAAUAGUCUCACGUGUGUGCUUUUAGACAUGGAGUUUCUUAUAUGUUACUAUUCUUGUGAAGUCAGCUGGGUUGGUGAUGGGCAAUGUAAAUUAUCCUGUUUAUCUUCCUACUCUCACGCAAUACGGGCAGUAGUGGCGUGCCUUCCUGCGUGGUUCCGGUUCGCGCAGUGUUUACGCCGUUACCGUGACUCCAAGAAAGCAUUCCCCCACCUCGUCAACGCAGGGAAAUAUUCAACCACAUUUUUCGUGGUCCUCUUCUCAGCGCUAGUGCAUAUAAGACGGGAUCAAGAACUACAUGAGCAUUUUUACCAGGAUCCAUUAUACUGUUUAUGGAUCUUCAGUGCUUUCUGUAGCUCCUGUUACACCCUUACGUGGGAUAUCAAAAUGGACUGGGGGCUCUUAGAGAAGAAAUCCUACAAUAAAUUACUUAGGGAUGAAAUUGUUUAUCCAGAAAAGGUGUAUUAUUUUGCAAUGGUAGAAGACUUGGUGCUUCGCUUCAUCUGGUCUGUCAAUAAUACGAUGGGUCAGAUGGACAUCGGCCGAGGUCGUAAUGGACUCAUCAUUUCCACCAUUUUAUGUUUCUUAGAAGUUAUAAGGAGAUUUAUAUGGAACUUCUUCCGGUUGGAAAACGAGCAUCUCAACAACUGUGGUCAGUUCAGAGCAGUUCGGGAUAUCUCAAUCAAACCAGCGAAGGAAGAUGAGAACAACCCCAUGAAGGUUGAGGAGAUGAUGGAUAAUGAAGAAUUUGUGCCUCUAUGCAAACACAAACCUCCCAGCGAGGUACGCAGGAGAAUAAGUGUAAGAAGUUGUGACGGAGUGGAGAACAAUCACGUCGGUCUUUCAGUGCCCCUCCUUUCAUCCAGUCCCGAGUGCAUUCCAAAGCGGCCCUCUGUUGUUCGUUUCCAGAUAGGUGACAACGACAGCCGAGCAUCGAAGACCAGUAUAGCCCAGGUUGGUUUGUACGAAGAGGGCAGUAAUGAUGACGAUGAUGAAAAUAGCAGUGAGAAUACUAACCACAGGGAUAUGCUUGUAUGAUUUGCUUUGCUGAAUUUAGGAUUUAUGUGACAUGUUUUGGGAUUUUAUGCUUUAUGUGGCAAGCUGACUCUCACUCUAUCAAAUUUACUUUAUCUUUGCUCACUUCAGCAUUUUUAUGACCAUAUUUUGGGAGAGCAUGAUGGAAAAGCUUGGUAGUACAAGGUAUGUAUUUGCCAAAUGAAUACCCAUAGACCCCAUUUAAAUCUUUGUGAAUUCACCUGGGUGACAACUGUUUGGAACCCGGCAAAUUCACGCUGAUAUUCAUCAAUAGAACUAAGUAGUCUUUACACGGCCACAUAUUUUGCCCUGAAGGACCAAUUCCCACCACAUUUGGGAUGUUUUUCAUCAUGCUCUGCUGAGAUAUGGUGUCAAAAUGCUGAAAUGCAAAACAAGACCUGUGACAUCAUAAAAUUGGUACUCUAUUACUACUUGGGAUGUGUUGGGACCGGUAUCAUAGCAAAAAUGAUGGAGACCAAUUCUAUCCAUAAGGUCCAUCUACUCAAUAUAAUGAAUAAAAAAACGUUACCCCAGGCCUAACCAAGUACAAGUCUUCGACCAAACACACUCUUAUACCUUAACCUCACCCAUAACUUGAAUUUUUAAAAUCAGAUAUGUAAUCCAAUACUUUUGAUAAAGCAAUCAUUACUGGUGAAAAUACCUUAUUACAAACACUACACACUGGAUAACACUCACUCAUUCUUUUUUAACGGCAGCUUUAAUAAGGCUGGAAACAGUACCCUCAGGUUAUUGAAUCACUUUCGUAAUUGAUAUUGUGCAAUGUGAGAUCAUGGGGAUGAAGGUGGGCAUGGAGUUGGUAAGGAAGGUCCAAUGAGUCAUAUUAUGUGUCAUAUUCUAUGCAAUAGUUGAUUUAAGGAUAUCCCACAGGGAUGCUUAGGUACACCUUAGCUGCUCAACAGGAACUGAAUAUUAUGCAUUCAUGCUGUAAACUACUUUGAGCUCUUUUAUUGACUUGUUCAGGGUUAAAGCUUAGUAAGGAUGUGAAUUGGGAAGAGAACGGUUGGGGUUUUUAAUGAAAGAAAGAACCAUAAUUCAAAGAGUAAAUUAACCAUGUUGCUAUGUCAGUAUUUCCUUUAAGGCAUAUGAUAACCCCUUGACUAGGAUUUUUAAUAAAUGUAUUCAUGAUUAAGUGUUGAAACAACACAUAAACCAUAAAACCUGGUUUGCAUGUAUACCUCAUAAUGCGUUAUCAACCAAUUGGCUCUGAUAAGCAAAGGUGCAAAUAAGCAUCCCUGUGGGACAUCAAUGAGUAUACAUCCUUCUCAGUGAGAAGCUCAGAUGAGCAAGUGCAAACUGCCUUGUUGGGAUUGGAACAUUUAAUGCAAUGAUAUUUUAGAUCCUAUGGAUUAGGGUAAAGCACAGUUCAAUUGAUGAUGUCGGUGAUGUUGUAAGUUUCUCAUCAUCACUGAUGAUUGAGUGAAGCAUUAAUCAGUUAGAUAAUGAUUUGGAUAAACCUUCCAGAACAAGUGUUUCAAAAAGUUGGUAAUAAUCAGUUCCACUUUUUAUAAAUAGAGGGUUCCCAGAUGACCUCAUGAUGGUUUAAAAUGAAGGAAUAUAACAUUGACUCCUGUGUAUUAAACCAUUUAAAUGAUGAUUUUAUCACAGUUUUAAUGCACAGGUGUAAUUGUUUGUCCUCUAACAUGGCUGCUUUUGGGAGCCUGGGCCCCGUCUUACAAAGAGUAAUGAUUUAUCUGAUCAUCCUCAAGUAUAUGGAAAUCCAUCAAUGUCAUAAUUUUUCCUCAGGAAGUUUGCACAAUGUCCUUUGAAAACAAAGAGAAGCAUAUUGAAUUGCCCCCAAAACUGAUUGUAUGAAUUUACAUGAUGUCUAGGAAAUAUUUUGAACAAACAUGUAUUUUGGAUGUUGACGUUGCUGGCUUUCUAUAGUCGUGGUUGAUUGGAUCAAUCAUAACUCUUCGUAAGACGGGGCCCCCAAAACAAUGUACGUAAAAAAAUGUAAAGAAAUGCCAAAUUGAAAUAAGCAUUUUGCUGAGAUUUUUUCAGCCUCUGAAUGAAAAUUGCAUAUUUGCACCAUGAUCAGAGGUGAAUAUUUUAAGAUAUAGGGACCUGUUAAUGGGUAACAUUAUUUCUAAACUAAAUGUUGGGUACGAAGUCAUGAAAGCGAGGUUCUAAUAGUCUUGAGUCUUGACCGAGAAGUAUGUAAAGAUUUUUGUUGUCCGUGAAUUUUAUCAGAAUUAUUUCUAGUAGCCACAACUGUGUGAAAUAUCCUAUGUUCAUAAUUUUAUAACUGUAAAAUCUGUAAAUAGAAUUUUCAAAUGGUGCUCAAGUUAUAGAAUAAGAAAAAGAUUGAAAUGUUUUAAGCAAAUUUAAACAGCAAACACUAUCCGUAAUGGUGAAUGGGUAUUUUAUGUUAAUUGUGUGAUUUUUCUGUGUUUUUGUGAAGUUGUGUGUGAUUAUUAUUAGGCAGCUUCAGUUGAUAAUUUUCCAAGGAAUAUUGUCAAAGCAAAUGUGCCUGUUCUUCCAUGUUGUAAUGUAUGUAAUGGUUGAUGAAACAUAAAUAUAAAGACAAAUUUUUUUGAUAUAAUUACAGUUGUAUUUAAUAUUUAGAGUGCCUGCCAGAUCCAAGAAAUUUAUGAAAAAAGUUGUAAGCUCCCUGUGAGUUGCAGAGCUAUUAACAAUGCCACCAGCUUCACAAAGUUACCCUUUUUACCAGAAUUGUAACAAUUUUAUAUAUUUUUUAAUACCUCCUUACUGAAUGCACCGGGCGCCGGAAUCAACCAGCAGCUUAGUGUAAAGCCAGGUAAUUAUCUGUAUCGUAUGAAAAAUGGAUACAUAAAUCAAGCUGUUAUUUUAAUUAUUUAAGAUGUCCAUAAUGAUUUUGCUCAAUUUUCAUGAAUUUUUGGAAUGUAAUGGAGUUCCCUCAGAGAUUACAUCCCUGCGAUAAAAGAUUGUUUUUGUUUUUAAUGAACUAAAUCUGUUUCCUUAUUAUGCUCUGUGGCUCAGUCUGGCCUUAGUGUUCCAUAUUAUCUUGAAACAGCUACUGUGGUCCAGGGAAACCUAAAAACACCACAUGCACAUCUUGAGCUGCAUGACAAAUCAUCUUCACCACACCAAUAAUAGUAGAAAAAAGAAUAAUCCAUGAAAAUGUCAACUGUCAUAAUGCCCUUCCCAGAUUUUGAAUAUCAUAGACUUUUAAUUUAUAGUUUCAAGAAAGAAGAUUUUUAUAAAGCAAUUAUCUCAUAAUUUAUUUUUGCAACUUUUCUUGAGAAAUGGGUACCAGCAUAAUUACUGCCAAGUUAGAGAGUGUUAUAUGGAGUAGACUUUGAAAAUUUCCUUAUUGCAUGAACAGCCAUUUUAUGUAUAAAAAAAAAAAACAUGUAACUGAUUAUUUUCUUUUUCUGAAAAAAGGCCAGAUGUGUUUUGGCAUUUUGGCAGUGAAUUAUUUUUUUCAUAAUUACUGGUUCUCAAAAGCAUUAUGCAGUCAAGGGCACUGUAAUUCUUCAUGAUUAAUGAUAUUGCCUAAACAUCCCUCUGAUUUUGUUUCUUUGCUAGAUGGUCAAUAGAACAUUUGAAAAUGUUUCUUAGACAGUCACUACAAUAUUUGAAAAUGUUCCUUGUAGCUUAAUUAUGUUAUGGUAGACUGUAUGCAAUUCUUUUUUGUAAUUGCAUACCAGAGAAAAGUUAUAUCAUGGGAUGUAAACCUCAAUCAAAUUCCAGUGCAGCUUAUUUGUUUUGUUCAAAUAAUUAGUAACUUACAUGUAGAUAGCCUCUGUGUUUACUUGUUGCAAGCUAGCUACCUCAUUGUACAAAACGAGUUCCCCUCGUCCCCCCCCCCCCCUCUAACACACACAUACACAUGUGAAGCAUGUCUUUUAAGAUGUGUUAAAGUAACUUAAUAGUAAUGUUAACUUGAGUACCUCAACAGCACUAAACCAAUGUCCGUCUUUUUUCAGUGCAAAAUGUAUCUCCCUGCUGCAUAUGGUACAACUUUGCUUGUAGAACUGCAUCUAAAAAUGUUGUUAUAUUUUGCAUAAUUGCUGCUGGGAGAUAAUACUGAAUCUCAGUGGUAAAUGUUUGGGAGAGUGUUUCAUGGAGCUUCUUGUCUGUGAUUGUCACUGAUUAAUUUGUUCUUAGCCAAUCAAUGACACAGAUUUCAGUAGGUAAUAACAGUUGUCAGUGAAGAUCACUGACUUUAAUUUUUCAUGAAAUGCUCUCCUGGCUACAGUGACUCUGUCCAAUGGGAUAGUUUUUGUGUGACACAAUGAAGUGAAUUUAUGUUUUGAGAUAAAAAAAACUCUGAUUCAGACAGAAUAUUGCUUGAUACAUUGUCCAGUCAAAUGAAAAGAAAACAGCUCAUUUAGCUCUUUUCCAAAUCAAUUGAGAUACAUGUGCAAGUAACCGUUUUAGUAGCUCAAUACCUGGUGAGAAUCACCCCUGACCAACUUGUUUUAUGUGGAACUAAUACCACGUUGAUGUAAAAUCAGCCUAAUAUCAACUCCAUAAGGUCAACACCAAUCUUGAAGUAUCCUAAUGUAUUUUAUAUCCACUUAUUCAGAAUUACCAAAGAUUUUUUUAAUGUAAAACCACUUUGUAGGGCUAUGGGUGUUCACAGGGCUCCAUAACAUUUGCUCUGGCGACAAUUGCUCUGCUCUAAAUUCCACACACCAGUUGACUGACCAACUUCAAUUAGGGGUUUAGCACUAUACCCCAAACCUAGCAUAAAACCCUAUUGCAACCCCAAUCCUACUGUACAUCUUUGACAAAAUUAAGCCCAAAGCAGUUGUCGCAGGAGCAAAUGUCAUGUCACAGUUCACUCUUCCGUUAUACUGCUAUUGUGCACAUGUAUUACAUAAUAGGUUAGACUUGGAUCAUAUUCGAGUCAUUUUGGCCUGUUUUGAGUCACGGUAAGACUUUUUUAGCCCAUUUCAAAUUGGUUUUGAGUCCCUUUAGAUUCAGACUGAGAUUGCAUUAGUUUUUGAGUUAGUUCUGUAGUAAAGGUAAUGUACUGUUGUCUCUGCUUAAUUCAAAUUUUACACAAAUAAAAAUUCUGUCAGUUUAUUUCUCAAGUAUGACCAAACUCUAAAAUGUGUUUUUCUCUUUUUCCAAGUAAAAGUUUGCCUUUAGACUGACAAUUUUUGCAAUGUGUGAGACUCAAAUAAUGCAGAAUGAAACAAACGUAUAACUGCAUUGCAAUAUUUAUUUUGGUAUAGAUAAAGAAAUAAAACUUCCAACAUUCCAGCACAUGACAUGCAACUGUGUAAGAGGUAUUAUGUAACAUUGAAGAAUUUCUCCAUAUGCAUCAAUGUCAGGAAAAAUUAAUCAUACAGCAGUUUAUUUUCUCUAAUAAAUGAUUGAAGCUUAAAAUUUGUUGAUAUGAAUCACUUUUCUUGUUACAGAAUAUCAUCUGAUGAACUGCUUGUGUAGUGCAGCUUUUGUAAUUGUUGACUUCUAAAGAUUUUCAAUUUAAUUUGCCAAAAAAUACAGAACCUUUUACAUCAUUUAUUACACAGAAUUUUCUAUUGGUAUUUUGUUAUUUUCACAGCUUCCUGUAAAAUAUAUUUUUCUCCCUCAGUCUCCUAAUAAAAGAAGUGAUGUUGACUUUUUGAAUGAAAGAAAAUGGCAAAUUAAACUUCAAUUUGUUUGAUGUACACUGGCUGUAUUGAUUUUAUGUAC
Messenger RNA from Lytechinus pictus (painted urchin), 7820 nucleotides. Its product is annotated as xenotropic and polytropic retrovirus receptor 1 homolog. Gene Ontology annotation, molecular function: inositol hexakisphosphate binding. The record is from RefSeq and is a predicted model, not a curated record. The coding region runs from base 9 to 2171 and encodes 720 amino acids. NCBI's taxonomy places the organism in Eukaryota, Metazoa, Echinodermata, Echinoidea, Temnopleuroida, Toxopneustidae. Gene Ontology annotation, cellular component: plasma membrane; Golgi apparatus; cytoplasm. The transcript has 16 exons. Gene Ontology annotation, biological process: phosphate ion transport; cellular response to phosphate starvation.